UCUCUCGGAACUAAUGCUACAGGAGUUUGUUUUCGGGGGAGUCGUGACUUAGUGGGACCAGCUUGCCUGAUGCAGGUUGUAGGUUGCUGGAGGGUUGUGUCCAGCGCUGUCAUUUCGUUUAGUACAUUUAGGUUAUCUGCGUUGACUGAAAGGAUAAAGUGGAUUAACAUGAACACGUUAAACUAGUGCUACAGCCUGGUGAAAGAACUGUCCUGACGAGGAUUUCUUCUAGAUUUUGGAGGGAAUGUUACUGUCCUUCGCUCUCCAUGGGUGCUGUGUAAAGCACCAUAUACACCAAGCAUUUUGUAAUGCCCAGAAAUGUGUUAAAAGCCUGACUGUCAGAGGACUUGCAACCUCCAGCAAUCAGCUGUUUGUCAGGAGAACCUCUCAGCGCUUUGUCAGCCAGACACGAGGAGCUAAAACCCACAAGCAGAAGCAGCAGGAGGAAUGGAAGCGAAAAAACAAGACCAUCUUGACGUAUAUUGCAGCCGCUGGGGUUGGAAUGAUUGGCAUGUCAUAUGCUGCUGUGCCACUCUACAGACUGUACUGCCAGGCAUCUGGACUGGGAGGCACAGCAACAGCAGGACACGAUACAGAUUUAGUGGAGACGAUGAAACCGGUUAAGGACCGCAUUAUUAAAGUCACCUUUAAUGCUGACACACACGCCAGCCUCCAGUGGAAUUUUCGUCCUCAGCAGUCAGAAAUCUAUAUUGUGCCAGGAGAAACUGCACUGGCAUUUUACACAGCCCAGAAUCCCACCGAUAAACCUGUGAUAGGAAUCUCUACAUACAAUGUUGUGCCAUUUGAAGCUGGGCAAUACUUUAACAAGAUUCAGUGUUUCUGCUUUGAAGAACAGAGGUUAAACCCUCAUGAAGAGGUGGACAUGCCUGUUUUCUUUUACAUUGACCCAGAGUUUGAUGAAGAUCCCAGGAUGGCUCGAGUUGACACAAUUACACUUUCUUAUACCUUUUUCGAAGCCAAAGAAGGACAGAUAUUACCACUUCCUGGCUAUAGUUAAAAUGUAGCAGCAUGUGUUCUAUUGUUCAGAGACUUUCCUAAUAUUUCAAAUAAACUAUAAAGAGAGUGGUAUUUAUGGAAUGAUCAGCUGUUAAAUCCUUUUUUUUUUUUUUUUUUUUUUUAAAAACUACAUUUUUGUCAGUAUGUUUCCUGUGUUCAGGCUGACUCUAAUGCACCAUGAUAAUAUUAUGAUGCUCUACUUGAAUUACCACUGAAACGCUGUAAUGUAGAUGAUAUCUUCUACGGUGCAAUAAAUCAUCCAAGUACUGAAGUUUAUAUAAAUUGAAUGACUUAAUUCUGAAUACUA
Molecule: messenger RNA, 1324 nt
Organism: Ictalurus punctatus (channel catfish)
Lineage: Eukaryota; Metazoa; Chordata; Actinopteri; Siluriformes; Ictaluridae
Gene: cox11
Product: cytochrome c oxidase assembly protein COX11, mitochondrial
Exons: 6
Coding region: 245-1018 (257 amino acids)
Cellular component (GO): mitochondrial inner membrane
Molecular function (GO): copper ion binding
Source: RefSeq, a predicted model, not a curated record